Molecule: messenger RNA, 1842 nt
Organism: Penicillium taxi
Lineage: Eukaryota; Fungi; Ascomycota; Eurotiomycetes; Eurotiales; Aspergillaceae
Product: putative GTP binding protein (GTPBP1)
Exons: 3
Coding region: 1-1842 (613 amino acids)
Biological process (GO): translational elongation
Molecular function (GO): GTP binding; translation elongation factor activity; GTPase activity
Source: RefSeq, a predicted model, not a curated record
AUGCCUCACCAUGAGGUAAAUUCCACUGCUGAUGAGCGGAGGAGGGGUCAAGAGGCCUUGAGCGAGUUCGCCGACUAUGCUGAACAGCAGACCCACUACUCCACCAUCCCCGCACCAAACGACAGCGAACAUUCUACAGCCAGUGCACAAGAGAAAGGAGAAGAUUUUGAUGAAAUCAAUGACCUCUUGGGUGCACUUAACAUCUCCGAGAAAUCCCAAGCGGUCGAUCUCAAGAAGGUCUUACUCGACAAGACCGAAGCUAAUCUGCAAAUAUUGGCUAACAUAAUUCAACUUCGCAUCGACGAAGGCCACGGUGACGCGAUAUUUGAUCUGGGACUCGACAAUGGCGGCAAAUCAAUGGGAUUUGACCUUGCUGAGUGGGAGAUUGCGCUUAGCCAUCUGCGCGAAGCUGCAGAGACCAUCCCCGCUCACUGCCGUUUACUGAUCACCUACAACGUUGGUGGACCUGAGGAGUCGCCUGCAAAGAAAAAGCUUAAUGGCUCCUGCGGCACGGUGCUUAUCCGCCAGGUUGUGAAGAACAUGGAAGAGAUGGCAGAGCUCCGCAUUGCGGUGGUGGGCAAUGUGGAUGCCGGCAAGAGUACCAUGUUGGGUGUGCUAGUCAAAGGUGCCCUCGAUGAUGGCCGUGGUCUUGCGCGAGUCAACCUAUUCCGCCACCCGCACGAGGUUGAGAGUGGUCGGACUAGCUCGGUCGGCUCGGAAAUCAUGGGAUUUGACAGUCAUGGCGAUAUCGUUGGUCAUCACCAAGGCCGAAAAUUGCCCUGGGAAGAUAUCUGUGAACGCUCCGCUAAGGUGAUUACCUUCUACGAUCUAGCAGGCCACGAACGUUAUUUGCACACCACUGUGUUCGGUAUGAUGGGUCAUAGCCCAAACUACUGCAUCUUGAUGGUUGCCGCAAACAAUGGCAUGAUUGGAAUGAGCCGUGAGCAUCUGGGAAUCACUCUAUCCCUCAGCGUGCCUGUCAUGGUUAUUAUCACUAAGAUUGACAUCUGUCCCCCCAACGUUCUCAAGGAGACUAUCGAUCAGUUGAAGAAGAUUUUGAAGUCGCCUGGCGCACGCAAGAUCCCUGUCUUUGUUAAAGACAAGGAAGAGACUAUUCUUACAGCUUCUCAAUUUGUCAGUCAGAGAAUUUGCCCCAUUUUCCAAGUAUCCAACGUUACUGGCGAAAACUUGGACCUAGUACGAACUUUCCUCAACGUUCUUCCCCAUCGUGGUCAGUACAACCAAGAUGGCCCCUUUGAAUUCCUCGUGAACGACAUCUUCUCCGUUCCUCAUGUAGGCACUGUCGUGGCUGGUGUGGUCAAAUCUGGUGUAAUUCACACGGGUGACCAGGUUAUUGUUGGGCCCGACUCUUUAGGCCACUUUAAACCAACUCUGAUCAAGUCUAUUGAGCGAAAGCGAACCGCCGUCAACAUUGGUGUUGCUGGCCAGAGUGUCUCUUUUGCGUUGCGACGUGUCCAGCGCAAAGAGGUGCGCAAGGGCAUGGUAGUUUUGAACAAAGUUGAGAAUCCACCCAAAGUCUACAGGGAGUUUAUCGCCGAAGUAUUGAUUUUGUCUCACGCAACAACUAUUACCGAAAAGUACCAGGCUAUGGUGCACGUUGGAGCGGUGAGCCAGACUUGUAGGGUGAUUGGCAUUGAUCGCCCAUUCCUUAGAACUGGCGAUCGUGCCCUCGUUGCUUUUCAAUUCAUCGUUCGACCCGAGUUCAUUACUAUUGGUGACAAGGUGCUCUUCCGUGAAGGUAAGACCAAGGGUCUUGGAACUGUUAAGAGUAUCGGUUAUACCCCUGCCUUCCCUCGACAUAUCCCUGCCAGUGGAGCAUGA